This is a messenger RNA of Myotis davidii, 1920 nucleotides long. RefSeq names its product carbonic anhydrase IV (gene CA4). The record is from RefSeq and is a predicted model, not a curated record. Gene Ontology annotation, molecular function: zinc ion binding; carbonate dehydratase activity. The transcript has 9 exons. Bases 1 to 1389 code for a protein of 462 amino acids. NCBI's taxonomy places the organism in Eukaryota, Metazoa, Chordata, Mammalia, Chiroptera, Vespertilionidae. Gene Ontology annotation, cellular component: plasma membrane.
AUGGAGAGGCGAGGUAAUAGCCUGGCGCAGUCGUUUUCAGAGCUACGGGCCCUGGCAGGCGCUGUCCAGCGCAUUUCAGACAAGCCAAUCCUGGGGCUAACUCCUAAGACCCUGAGUCGCGCGGAGACGCCAGGCCUGACGCCCAUCACCGCCAGAGGGCGCUCCAGCGGGACCCCGACCUCCUCCUGGCUCCCUCCCCACCCUGUCCCCAUUCCAGGGACCCCAGAGAAGUCACAUUCUUGCACUGCCUUCUUGCCCCAUCCCCGCCCACGGUUUCUUCUUAAGUGUCCUCUCCUAGGAAGCCGCCACCCCAUCCCCAGGGGGGCUUUGACUCCAGGGAGAUUUGCAGCCUCUGACCCACUGUGCCUGCACACGCACACACACACACACACACUCACACACACACACACACACACACACCCGGUGUGGCUUGUGUGCACACCGUUCACAUGCGCUCCUGGGGCCAAUGGCUGCACAGGCGCACGGACACACGCACAGCCCUCACUCCUGCCUCUCUCUGCUCCAGAGUCGCACUGGUGCUAUGCGGUUCAAGCCAAGGACUCCAAAAACUGCGUGGCGCCGGACCAGUGGGGUGGGCAAUGCCAGAAGGACCGCCAGUCCCCCAUCAACAUCGCCACCGCCAAGGCACGGGUGGACGAAAACCUGGGACCCUUCUCCUUCUCCGGCUACGACAAGAAGCAGAAGUGGACUCUGCAAAACAAUGGGCACUCAGUGAUGGCGUCGCUGGGGAACGGGGUCACAAUCGCUGGAGGAGGCCUGGCCUCCUCGUACCAGGCCAAGCAGCUGCACCUGCACUGGUCCAGGGUGCUGGAUGCAGGCUCGGAGCACAGCCUGGACGGGGAUCGCUUUGCCAUGGAGAUGCACAUAGUCCACGAGAGAGAGAAGAAGAACGAGGCCCAGGACCCCAAAGACGAGAUUGCAGUGUUGGCCUUCCUGGUGGAGGCUGGAUCCAAGAAUGAGGGCUUCCAGCCGCUGGUGGAGGCCUUGUCUGCUAUUCCCAAACCCAUGAUGAGCACCACAGUGACGAAGAGCAUCAGCCUGUUUGACCUGCUCCCUAAGCAGGAGAACCUGAGGCAUUACUACCGCUACCUGGGCUCGCUCACCACGCCGGGCUGCGACGAGAAGGUUGUCUGGACUGUGUUUGCGGAGCCCAUUCAACUCCACGUGGACCAGAUCCUUGCAUUCUCUGAGAAGCUGUACUAUGACACUGAGCAGACACAGAAGAUGACGGACAACGUCAGGCCCCUGCAGCCCCGGGGGCAGCGCCCGGUGUUCAGGUCCCAGGCCCCCGGCCGACUGCUGCCCUUGCCGUUGCCCACUCUGCUGGCCCCCACACUCACCUGCCUGGUGGCUGGCUUCCUCCGAUGAUGGCUCACCUCGGGACACUUGACCUCUGACCUCUGCCCUCAGAGGGCUGGGGCCUCCCUUCCUCUGCUUCCCAGGUUGGACUUGGAUGAUGAUUGAAAAAAAUACAGAUAUAUUUUUAGAGAAACCUUUCUCAGGUCUGUUUUGAGCUCCCACAACUACCCCUGCCCCGUUCCCCUCAACCUACCCCUGUUCCCUGGGUAGGGACCUUAGGGCCCGGAGAUGCCUUUGGAGCAGGGACCACGUGGGUGUGAACUCCCUGUCUACACCCCACGUGGAGAGAUGCGAAGGCACCCGGGAGCUCCAGCACAGUGAAAGCACAGAGGCCAUGCAGAGCCCACGGAGACCCCAGCCAGUGCUCUCUCCUCUGUGCUAGCGCCUUCUCUGUGCUGGGCGCGGUGGGCGACAAGAGUUCAUUUAUUUUCAGAAAUACUCUUGAGUGUCUAUGUUCUGGACACUGGGGAUGUGGCAGGGAAUGAGACAGAUGAAAACGUCUGCCCUCUUGGAGUUCCCAUCAAUAAAACAGACAUGUUG